Molecule: messenger RNA, 1287 nt
Organism: Trematosphaeria pertusa
Lineage: Eukaryota; Fungi; Ascomycota; Dothideomycetes; Pleosporales; Trematosphaeriaceae
Exons: 2
Coding region: 196-1287 (363 amino acids)
Source: RefSeq, a predicted model, not a curated record
CCAUCAAAUACGCACAGAUAACUGCGGAUCGGACUACCAUGGACUGUUCCAAGCUUCCUUCGACGAACUUUACGCUAUACAUCGAGAGACUUCGAAAUCUCACCGCCGGGAACUUCAGUGAGGGCUGAACAGUGCAAGGCUGAGGUCUGCAACGCGUUAUGGGGAUCAGGAAAUCCAGAUGUCUCAGGGCCUGGAAUGGCGAUCGGCUACGUGUUUGAGGUCGUCCUUACUUUCGCAAUCAUCGUCCCCUGGCUGUGCAUCGACCUGAGCGCGACAUCAAGGAAGCAACGGCAUUGGGUCUCACUCUCGAGAGCCGCGAAUAACUUCUGCGACACCUCCCUGUUUUUUACCUGGUCCGUCCAACUGGCGAGCGUCGUAGUCACUCUCAACGCGGGCCUCAGUCGCGAUAUUGGGGAAAGGGGCGAAUUUUCCCUUCGUCUUGUCUGGGCCAUCUCCAGCCUGACACUUCUUCUGCCGGCACUCCUUCUCGGUAUAGGGAACAGACUGUUGCUAGAGAGACGUCUCCGGGCCGCCGACCUAUCUACCGUGGCCACCGAAACAAGUGAACACACUAGUAUUGGAUGCGACAGUGUGAGCGAUAAUAAAUUCAUGUCCAUCAGGACCAUACAUCGGCGAGACAGACUUCGCAUUAUGCUUGCUUAUUUUUGCUUAAUCCCGUCCGCGAUAUCUUGUCUUCCUCUAACGAUUUUGGGCGGUGCGGAAAUUGGAAAUGAGCUUCAGGCAGCCAUCUCCCGCGCAGAUUGGCAAAAGAUCUCGACUGUUUGCUUCCAAGGCCUUCAUCCUCUCACCAACCGCCAGAACGUUUUCAUGACAGCGGUUACAGCCGGAACCUGGCUCUUCGUCCUCACUAUCGCCUGCACAAUGAUAACCUACCUGAUUCUUCUCGCAUCGACCCGAGAAGACGUCGCCGAAUCUGUUCGUGCAAUGGAACGGGCUCUCUUGAAUCCAUACUGGCGAAUCAUCGUUUGCGCCAUCGCUGCGUUCUUCUCGGCGAGUUUACUAUGGACUUUCUUCCGAUUACGAAGCCUACAAAAGGCAAUGACAAUCGCAGUAGGAGCAGACUAUCUGGAUAGCUACUGGUCUUUUGGUCAGAUCGUAGGAGCGAUAGUGUUUAUACCCGCGGCGCUGGAGGUUCUCUGCUUGGUGAAUUGGGUAGAUUGCUUCGUUACUUUCGGCGGAGUGCUGUUAUGGAUAUCUUUUUCAUGCCAGCGGAUAUGGGAGGGCUAUCGGACCCGCAGGAGUAACAUAUCAACGAACAGAACAUAA